Messenger RNA from Hylaeus volcanicus, 4743 nucleotides. RefSeq names its product beta-1-syntrophin. Bases 1027 to 2622 code for a protein of 531 amino acids. The record is from RefSeq and is a predicted model, not a curated record. NCBI's taxonomy places the organism in Eukaryota, Metazoa, Arthropoda, Insecta, Hymenoptera, Colletidae. Gene Ontology annotation, molecular function: protein binding. The transcript is spliced from 6 exons.
CGCGAAGUAAUCGGUGGUAGCGGUACACGAAGUAGUUUUUUUUGUAGUAGAACUGAUUACACGUUCAGAAUUAUCAUAAUUUGAAAGACUUGUAGUACACGAAACGGUAAUGAUUAAAGACUGUAGUUCAUAGUGUAGUUAGUUGUGGCUUCGGUCUGAAAUUUCUUCCUUCCUUUCUAUUUCUGUAAUUUAUCGAGCCCCGCCUUUUAUCCAAGCAGUGACUUGAAAAUCUCAAGUACAACAAAGUAAAUGAUAUUGACAGCUGCAGUGGAACAGAAAAAUCUGGAUUCGAUAAUGCUUGCUUGUAAGAAACUUAAUCUAGUACGUCCGUUUCCAUAUGUAUGGAGACUGCGCAUUUCUUUUUCCUGUUCAGCUAGAGGGAUGAAAUGGAAUCGACAGCUGAAAGUGAUCCUUAUUGUGCGUAGGAUGAGUGGGUGAUUAAAAUUUUUACUCGUCGAGUCUAAUACUACGAUCUUUAUUUCAAAUUUUAUCAUUCUUUUAUUUUUCACCGUGUCGUCGUGUUUUCUGUCGUGUGCUAUCGGUAGUUUCUGAAAACAUGAAUGAUGUUUAUCGAUCAAUUUUAAUCAAACCAAAUAAAAUGAAUUAAAUAAACGCUAUUUCAAUUGCUAAAAUACUCACGCUUGACGUAAUUAUUAGUAUGGAUCGGUCUCGGUUUGUCCAUGCUGAUUAAACGAAAUGGACGAAUCGAUGUUUCGCAAAUGUUGAUUAAAAUUCUUACAAGCGAGAGUUGCCACGUAUCUGUAAAUUCUUAAAGAAAGAAAAAUUCUCUUCUUUAUUCGCUGUCCUUCGCAUUCCCCCUCCACUUUUCCAGCUGUGUAACGGGACAUAUUUAUUCUGUUACCCACCCAUUUCAUCGCCUCACAGCAUUUUUCACCGUAUAACGGGACAAGAAUUUCGGUUGUUCGAAAAUAAAAAGAUUUUCAAUCUUAAAAUCUCGAAAUUCCGAUCGAUCUAUCUCUCUAUCUGUCGGUCUAUCUACCUCUUUUCUCUAUCGUGCGUGCCGUCAUGUUGCUCCACCUCGAGGUCUCGGAAGAGAUCGUUCGACCGCCAGCAGGUUUCGCGGACUCCCCGGAAGGGUACAGGGCGUCCUCGAAGCACGUAUCCGGGCACAGGCUCUACAAGAAGUUCGACAAGAGGUAUCGAUCGGAGGAUCGAGGCGACAGAAGGCACCGACGCGGGAGCAGAUCGGACGUUAGGGCAAAAUCGGAAGAAAGAGCUGCCCCCAGACGAGGAAGCAGAGGAUCCAUCGACGAAACCGCUGCGGGCAGGAAGAGGCUUCAAGCCAGAAGCACGGAUAUCAGUUUGGAAAUUCUCACAGGUCGCGAAGACGAGGACAGCUACGUGGAGCCGUACACGAGCAGCGAAUGGAUUUACAUCGGCGACCUCGAGGAAAGCCAUGCGUGGAGGAGGCCAGACAACAGAGACGGCGGCGAGGAGGUUCCGGAAAGUAUCGUCAAAGAGAGGAGAAGUUCUCAGGAAUCGACGGAAAGCGAGAGAAACUUUCGGAAGAAGUAUCAGGCGGCGACGCACAGGAUGGUGCAUCGAAAAAGCAGCGGGGAAAUGUAUAAAAGGAUACAGACUAAUAGUUUCGAAAGCGACAAGAGAGUUGUAGUGAAACGCGAAGCUGGCGGCGAGUUCGGGUUCCGCAUACACGGCUCGAAACCAGUGGUGGUGUCCGCCAUCGAACCUGACACCCCAGCGGAGAGCUCCGGUCUCGAAAUCGGCGACAUUGUGAUGUCGGUGAACGGCAAAAGUGUCAUGGACGCGACGCACUCGGAAGUCGUCAGGCUCGCGCACUCUGGCACCGACGUUCUUGAACUCGAAGUCGCGAGAACCUGCAACGUAUUGGCACCGAAAGUCGCCAGGCCAGGGGCGAAGGAAGGCCCUCAGGAAGCGCCGCUCUGUUCUGGAUACCUCUGGAGGAAAUCUGCUACGUCCUCGAACACGGACAAGUGGGUUCGAAGAUGGUUUGCUCUGCGUCGCGACAACUGCUUCUACUACUACAAGACUGACGCGGAUUCACAGCCAGUGGGGGCGGUAAUGCUGAUAAAAUACGACGUGGAGCAAACGCCUGAACUGAGGUUACACAGUUUCGCGAUAAAGAAACAAGGUGCACCGACGCUUCGACUCGCGGCGGACACCGAGGAAGCUGCGAUCCGAUGGAUGACCGUCAUUAAGGAAGCCAUCGAAAGAAACGAUCAGGUCGACACCUGGCUCGAGGCGUCGUUGAGAAUGCGUGAAAUGGCAGCGUGCGCCAUUCAGAGACCAGAUUGCUUCGGAUACCUCAGCAAGCAGCAAGAGCACGCGAGAAAAACAUCCUCGCCGACUGGCUGGUCCAACCGAUAUUGCGUGCUGAAAGACGCCGCGUUGUAUUUCUACGACGACGUCAACGCGGAGAAGGCAUUCGGCGUCGCUUGUCUUCACGGCUUCAGGGUGCACAGCAGCGCGCCCACUUCCGGUGGAAGGAAGCACUCGUUCGAGCUACAGCCACCCGAUCCCACGCAAAGGAGCUACAUAUUCGCCACAGAAUCCGAAAUGGACAAGAAACGGUGGCUAGCAGCUCUGGAAUAUUCGAUCGAUCGAUGGAUAAAGAUUGGUUGACAAAGGCCAAUCCACCGCACGAGGAGGCAAAGAAGUCGAAGCAGCGAAGAUCCAGUAAGGUGUCCUUCGCCUCUUCCUGUUUCCGGUUCCUAACGAACAUUGUCGCAGAUCACAAACUCACCAACCAUUGUCAUCGUCGUCUCGAUUGUCGCGCGCAAAUUCAUCAUGUGGAUCAUGUCGCAAAUACUCUUCAAAUUCGCGAUUCUUCGAAAGUCUUGACACUUUUAACAUCAGCCACAAUCGCUCCCAGAUACCUUACUUUCUCAACACGCGCUCUUAAAAAUAAGUUGCCAAAACCGUCGAGUUGUACAGCUUCUACGUACUUUAUCUUUUUGCAACAAAUUUCACAGAAUUCGAACACAGAACUAAACCAAAUCCAUUGUCACCGAUAACGUUAGAUUAUGGUCACAGGAUCCACGAUUACUCGUAUAUAAGUUUUGUACAGUUUUCUGACUCGAUUCUACGAUUCCCUCUCUCUGGUCUCGAGUUUUGUUAAAUUUUGUCUUCUAACUGUCGAUCUAUCUCUAAUUCUAACGCAUUUCGUCGAUCUCGUUGUUGCAGAUGAUUCUAAUCCCCGAUUCGUCCAUUUUACCAGGCUCGGUGUCGCUAACACACAUUUACGAUACUCGCUAGUUAUCAGUGGCGUUCUAUUUAUUAGAGUGUAAAUACUGGAGAUACGAUCAACGCUUCGAGCAACGUUUCUCAAACGUGGUCAAUGAAUUGCGAGAAAAAGAAAAUAGGGACUCGAAGGUGACGAGAAAGCGAUGAAAUAGUUUACUCUUGCCUUUAGAAAUUGAGAAACAGUGCUUCGAGUAGUUAGCUCCGGUAUCAAGUCAGACACAGAUGUUAGUACACCCCCGUUGUAAUCCCGAACUCGUGCUCGCCAUUUAGUAACGAUUGUAAAAGACUCGACUUUUGGAUUCGGUUUUUAUACAAGUGUAACGACAUCGCAUACUUUAUUGAUACGCAGGAAUUGAAAUCUUAUUCGUACGUAACGAGCGUCGAACAUCAAAAGCGAGAAUGAGCAUUGUUUAUUCACCGAUUGUGUCUUGUAUUAAUUAGAAAGAUUCCAACGUUCUCUUACGGAUAUAGGACUCGAUUUAGCUUUUAAGGAGGUGAAAAAUCGUCCACUGCGUUUUCACGAAUCUUCACGUAAACGUUUGUCAAAACGGCACAGCAAUCUACGCGCGGGACAGAAUCAAAUGGUCGCUCAAUGCUACUUCGUCUCGCUACAUACAUAACGCAACUAAAAAUCUGAAACGCAAGAUCUGGAAAGACUUGAUUAAUCUUGCUUAUUUCUAUAAAUGUUCUUUACAUUUUUUUUUUAUCGUAUAAAUAUUCAGACAAAACUUGUUAAUUCUUUUCGAAAAAGUGGAAAACGAUACGAUGGGAAUAAUCUUAGGAGUUGAGCGACCAGCUGAUCUAGUUUGGACUGUAAUCAUCCUCGUCAUACAAUUUCCUAGAAGCGAUGCGUUGUUUGUACUUAUCGUUUGUAAUACCGCGUCCAGUAUCGAUAAGCGAAUACCUUAGUAUGGUUGCCACGUUUAUUAAUUCGAUCGCGACGCACAAAGUGCCAUCACGUACAAAACGUCGAAGAAUUUAUCUAAAAUGUAUACACGGUUGCGUGAAAGGUGUUACUAUACGAAUCGUGAAUUGCGACAUUGUUUAAUUGCCCAAAACUUUCGAGAAACAAACGUUCCACUCAAUUUUUCGCUCGCAUAAAACGAGAGAAACUUUUGUCCGAAUUAAGUGACACGUAAGUGUGAUCGAAGGUUCAUUCGUAUAAUUACUGUUACAUUAACGGUGAUUAAGUACUAUCGUUUGGUCGUCGCGUGAAUCGUAUAAGUGAACAGUACAACGUAAAUUUUGCGAUUAAGUCAUUGCAGCCUGUAGAUAAUUAAGCAUUCACGGAAGAUUCACCCCAGGGAUUCGAAAUAAGGUCAAAGGCUUAAUGACUCCAGUAAUAUUCGAGUGAACCUUUCUUUCGCGUACAGAGUCGCGUGCUUGUUGCAUGAGUUUAAAAUAUUCAACCCAAACUAGGGGUGUUCGAUCGAUUUUGAAUCAAUUUUCGACCGAAGUGAUUACAAUCAAUGAUUAUAAUAUGUUUGAGAUAUUUUAAAA